This is a messenger RNA of Fibroporia radiculosa, 2460 nucleotides long. RefSeq lists its product as uncharacterized. Gene Ontology annotation, molecular function: protein binding. The record is from RefSeq and is a predicted model, not a curated record. Lineage: Eukaryota; Fungi; Basidiomycota; Agaricomycetes; Polyporales; Fibroporiaceae. The transcript has 9 exons. The coding region runs from base 1 to 2460 and encodes 819 amino acids.
AUGAUCAACGCGACUUCACGAUUCAACUCGAAUCCCUCUCACCCUCCUCAAGUCCAGCUCCUCCAGUCCACCAUCCAGAUCCCCAUGCUUGGUCCUGUGGGUGCUCUUCCUCCUCCAAAGCAUAUUCAGAACCAACAGCAGACACCACAGCCGCAGCCGCCACCGCAACAGCAAGGACCUCAGCCUUCCGAAAUCCCGCUUCCUCCACAGAGCGGGCAAGACUUCACCCUUUCCAAUGUGCUCCAUUUCUUACAGACAGAAUGGAGGAGAUACGAGCGAGACCGCAACGAAUGGGAGAUUGAGCGUGCAGAAAUGCGGGCCCGUAUAGCUCUACUUGAGGGCGAACGACGCUCAUUCGAGAAUGUCAAGCUCGACCUUAUGCGGCGUAUCAAAAUGCUUGAAUAUGCUCUGCGAGUAGAGCGAUCCAAGCAGUUGUCACAGCCUGCGUCCCAGUCGGUUCCGCCAACCAAACUCGCAGUGCUUCAGGCCCAGAUGGGCCAGACUUCGCAAAAAGAUGAUGCCUUCAGCCAUAAAGAAGGGAGUAGUGGCAGUUCUCCCCGAAGUGAGGAUUCCCCGUUGCCCCCAGAUCGCAUGUCUACCGGCUCGAUCAAUGGUGCCCUUAUGGGAAAUUCGACGAGCCGAACGCAGACAUGGGUAGGCAGUGCGGCUUGGUCUGCUCCUAAUGGUACUGCAGGCACUGCCGGUACAAUAGGGAAGCCACCCGCUGGACGUGAUCCUAAGAGUAGAGCGAGGAGUCGAGAUUACCUCAAACAGUGUUUGCAAGAAGUAUCUUACCUCACCUCUCCCCAAGCUGUGAACCCUCUUCCAAACCGUCCUCUGCUGAACAACACCACACUUCCACUGCAGAUCCCAAAUGUACCCUUUGACCAAAUGGCGUACAAUGGACGCCCAAGAAAACUUAUGCCUGAAGUCGGCAAAGAUUACUCAAUGAUGAAUGGUGUGAGUAUGAUGACAGGGCCUUCGUCCGCGCCGGCAACAUCGAAUCCACAGAGCAAUCCUUUGGACCGUGCUAAUGUUGGCGGUUCGGGUAUUAUGUCCUCGCAGCAGUCCCAACCGUCGACUGGCCCCUCAGGCCAGUCGAGUCAACAAUCGCAUUCACAGUCGGGAUUAUCGUCUUCUCAACCAACAGACGCGAAGGGGAAGGAGGGUGAGGAUGAACAUCAACCGCUGGCCACUGCUAUCUUUCGUCCAGGCGAUGACUGGAGAGAAAAGUUACGCAUGUCCCACGAGGCGGCAGAGCAGGCGAGGCUCGAGCAGCCUGGGCAAACGGCCAGCGGAGCAGCCUCAUGGGAGCGGAGAACACGGGAUGAGGAGGAGGACGGAAAGGAGGAAGAGGCUGAAGUGGAAGACGAGGAAUCAACGGUGAUCGGUGAAGGUGAAGGGACCAAGCGUUUGAACAUGGACAUUGCUAACAAUUUCUUCAGUCAUCUCGACGCUGUACGCGCUCUUGCAUUUCAUCCCACAGAAAUGUGCCUUGCAACAGGUGGAGACGACACUACCGUGAAGAUAUGGCGUGUCGAUGUUGCUGGCCUCGCCUCAUCUGCUUCUCGUCCUACCACUGAGGUAGAGCCUCAACUUACCCUCCGUGGUCACUCAGCGGCAAUCACUCGGCUGGUACAUGCACCGUCGAAACAACUGCUCUACUCCGCCUCCUUGGACUCCUCAAUCCGGAUAUGGGCAUUACCACCGUCUUCGCAUACUACUUAUGCACCAUAUGAUGCGACGCGUGCCCGCGGCGAGCUCAUUGGUCAUACCGACGCCGUAUGGGAUUUGGCCCUUGUCCGCGACGAAAGCACGCUUAUAAGUUGUGGUGCGGAGGGUGCCGUCAAAGUCUGGGACGUGAGCGGCCCUUCUGGAGGGGGUUCACUCAGGUUAACGUGGUCAUACGACGGCUUGGACCCUCAAGAGGACUCACUCACAGAAAGUGACGCGCCUGGUGCAACCGCUGUCGAGGCUAUCAAGACUGACCUCAAGAAGGUUGCCGUCGCAUACCAAAAUGCGAUGAUCAAAAUUUUUGACAUCGAGAGCGGCAAAGAGCUAGCGCGGAUGCAAGCUGAGUCUGAAGAGGGUGCGUUGUCUUCGCAAGUGAACAGUAUUGCGUCACAUCCCACGAUGCCGCUUCUUAUCACCGGGCAUGAGGACAAACACAUCAGGAUCUUCGAUAUUGUGACUGGACAAUGCACACAUUCCAUGUUGACUCACCUUGAUGGCGUGACAUCGCUGUCGAUCGAUGCGGCAGGUUUUUCACUCGUCUCGGGCAGCCAUGACUGCUCGGUACGCUACUGGGACAUCCUUGGCUCACGAGCUUGCGUUCAAGAGAUCACAAGCCACAGGGAAAAAGCACGCGAAGGAGUCUUAGACGUCGAGUUCCAUCCGACGCUGCCAAUCAUGGCCAGCGCAGGCGCGGAUGGUGUAGUCAAACUGUAUGCCUCCUCGUGA